Molecule: messenger RNA, 3082 nt
Organism: Anguilla rostrata (American eel)
Lineage: Eukaryota; Metazoa; Chordata; Actinopteri; Anguilliformes; Anguillidae
Product: histone-lysine N-methyltransferase PRDM9-like
Biological process (GO): regulation of DNA-templated transcription
Cellular component (GO): nucleus
Molecular function (GO): histone methyltransferase activity; protein binding
Source: RefSeq, a predicted model, not a curated record
UUUUCCACAAGAGGUUGCUCACCCCAUUCGCUUUAGUCUUGAUUUUCAAUUACGAAGUGAGAGCUUGAAGGUGGUGAAAGAUAAGACAUAUUUGUAAGUUUUAACAAGCUGCUGACGUUUACAUAAGUUGCUGAGACAAUAAGGGAUUCCGUGGGAACCAUGACUUCGUGUGAAGAGGAGAAUUUUGAGGAGCUCAAAGUGUACUUCUCGAAGACCGAGUGGACCAAUCUGCAAAAAUGUGAGAAAUUGCGCUACAAGAACAUCAAGAGGAACCACGAAGCUAUGUUAGCAUUAGGGCUCUAUUCCCCUACUCCGGCUUUCAUGAAGUCGGGUCGACCGCGGACGGACAGGCCAGUAGACUUUGCUGAACAAAGCGAUUCUGAAGAUGAGGAGUGGAGGCCUGGCCUGCUGAGGAAGCCUGCGUCCAGGAGCUUCAGUUCCCAAAUCAGGAGACCCAGUCAGCAUGGCGCCCCCUCUGGGGCUUCACAGAGCAGUGCGGUGGCACAGGACAGGAGCGGGGCGGCCUUGCUGCCUGAAACCCAGACAGAGUCUCCAGCAUCCGGACUGUGCCACACACAGGGGGUGAAGAAUGUUACCUGCCCCAGCAAUGAUGGCGACAAUGGUUUCCAUGGCUCCCCUGUUGAGAAGCAGAGGGGGGCGUCCAAACGGAGCUCCAGGAGCUCCAAACAAGCAAAUACUGGACUACUGAAGAAAGAGAGUCUGAAAUUGCCGACUGAGCAGCAAAGGCUUUAUGUCCGCGGUGACAAGCUGCGCAGCACGCGGAGCGUGCGCUACACCGAGGAAGAGGAGCCCAGAGACGAAGAUUAUCUCUACUGUGACGAGUGCCAGUCCUUCUUCACUGAUGAAUGUCAGGUGCACGGCCCCCCCGCGUUCAUUUUGGACGCCCCUGCACCCAUGGGCAGCCCUGACAGGGCCCGGCUUACCCUGCCCCCCGGUUUGGAGGUCCGAGUCUCCAGCAUCCCUGGAGCAGGCCUGGGGGUGUUUAACCAGGAGCGGACGGUGGCCAGAGGGGUGCACUAUGGACCGUACGAGGGAGACCUGACCGAUAAAGAUGUAGCCGUUGACAGCGGUUACUCCUGGAUGAUCUACAGGAGCAAGCGCUGUGUUGAGUACAUUGACGCCAGGAGAGAAACUCACUCCAACUGGAUGAGGUAUGUGAACUGCGCUCGGAAUGAAGAGGAGCAGAAUCUCGUGGCGUUCCAGUACCGAGGCUCUAUUCUGUACCGCUGCUUCAAGCCCAUUCUGCCAGGCCAGGAGCUGCUGGUGUGGUAUGGGGAGGACUACGCCAAGGACCUGGACAUCACCUUCAGCUACCUAUGGAGCAACAAGUGCUCUUCUAAAGGGGGUGAGGUUGUGCCGUCUCAGUUCUUCCCCUGUACUCAGUGCUCGCUCUCCUACACAGCAGAGCACUACCUGCACAAACACAUCAAGAGAUCUCACCCUGAGGAGUACGUGAGACUGCUCAGAGCUGGAUCAGUCACAUCAGAGAGUCUCCAGCCUUCCGGCAGCUUCCAUAGGCUCUGUGCACCCUGUCAUACUGUCCCAGGUACAGCUCAGCUCCUCACUCCAAAACAGUUAGAUACUGGCAGCAUGAACGCACACACAUGCUCCCAGUGUGGGAAGAGUUUCAGUGCAGGGAGCGAUCUUAAACAACACCAGCGCACUCACACAGGGGAGAGACCGUACCACUGUGCCCAGUGUGGGAAGAGUUUCAGUCAGAAGGGAAACCUUAAACUACACAAGCGCACUCACACAGGGGAGAGGCCGUACCACUGUGCCCAGUGUGGGAAGAGUUUCAGUCGGGAGGGAAACCUUAAACUACACCAGCGCACUCACACAGGGGAGAGGCCGUACCACUGUGCCCAGUGUGGGAAGAGUUUCAGUCUGGAGGGAGACCUUAAACGACACCAGCGCACUCACACAGGGGAGAGGCCGUACCACUGUGCCCAGUGUGGGAAGGGUUUCAGUCGGGAGGGAAACCUUAAACGACACCAGCGCACUCACACAGGGGAGAGGCCGUACCACUGUGCCCAGUGUGGGAAGAGUUUCACUCGGAGAGACCUUAAACGACACCAGCGCACUCACACAGGGGAGAGGCCGUACCACUGUGCCCAGUGUGGGAAGAGUUUCAAUCUGGAGGGAGACCUUAAACGACACCAGCGCACUCACACAGGGGAGAGGCCGUACCACUGUGCCCAGUGUGGGAAGAGUUUCAGUCUGGAGGGAGACCUUAAACGACACCAGCGCACUCACACAGGGGAGAGGCCGUACCACUGUGACCAGCGUGGGAAGAGUUUCAGUCUGGAGGGAGACCUUAAACGACACCAGCGCACUCACACAGGGGAGAGGCCGUACCACUGUGCCCAGUGUGGGAAGAGUUUCAGUUACUCCUGUGACCUAAAGAAACACCAGCAAACUCACAGAACUGCUGAAUCAAGCGCACCUGUCCUUGAGCAUGGGGUCAGGCGCAUGUGAUAAAUGUUGAAACGUUUUAGUUUCUUGAAUGUAGUGUCCGAAGCUAUUUUUAAAUGACUGAUGGUACGUGUUUUUAAGCAAGUUCUCACUUUGUGAUGGAACAUUUUUAAGGCAUACAAAUAUACUUUCUCAACCAGCUGUAGUAUGUUGGUUUUAAAAAUUUGUAUUUUAUCAUUGUAUAUACUAGUAUUACAUCUUUGCCUGCUUAAUAAUUUGGGGUUAUAUUAAAACCGGGAAAAGGUGAACCAUAUUUCCCCAGUCUGCAGGUAAGCCUGGUCAUUGCUUCAUAUUGUAACAUUAUCUAUUACGUCAUGAAAUACUGGAAUACUUGAACUGUUUUUAACUGUUAAGUACACAUAACAUUUAAGUUUGAAAAUAAAUAACCGUUACUGUUCUUCGGUAAUGGUUAUUAUAAAGCUCAAUAAAUGAAGACCUUAGUGGAUCUUUGAUGCAUGGGUUUUAUAUCUCCCCCCCCCCGCUCCUUUAUCUGCCCAACCCUCUGAAGCAUAUGCUCAUCUACUACCUCAAAUGUGGAGACCAGGUUGCAGUUUUCAUUUGUGCUGUAAUGUAACUGAGCUUUCAGUGU